This is a messenger RNA of Euleptes europaea (tarantolino), 3061 nucleotides long. RefSeq names its product HPS3 biogenesis of lysosomal organelles complex 2 subunit 1 (gene HPS3). The transcript is spliced from 17 exons. Gene Ontology annotation, biological process: organelle organization. Lineage: Eukaryota; Metazoa; Chordata; Lepidosauria; Squamata; Sphaerodactylidae. Bases 1 to 3024 code for a protein of 1007 amino acids. Gene Ontology annotation, cellular component: cytoplasm. The record is from RefSeq and is a predicted model, not a curated record.
AUGGUGCAGCUGUACAAUUUGCACCCGUUCGGCUCGCAGCAGGUCGUGCCCUGCAAGCAGGAGCCGCAGCUCUUCUGCUGCGGGCGGGACGCGCUCUUGGUGGCGUGCGCGCCUGGCGCGUGCAGGGUGGAAGCCUUCGCCGCGGGCCGCUCGGAGCGGUGCGAGCCGCUGGGCUCCUUCCAUACCUUGGGCCGGGUCACGCGGGUGGCGUACAGCGAGGCGGGUGACUACGUGGUUACUAUUGAGGAGAAAAACAAGGCCCUCUUCUUGCGAGCUUACGUGAACUGGAGGUGCCUGUCGGCUGGGAGCUCUCGGGUGUGCGUGCGGAUGUUGGGCCACAAUCCACACGCUUCCUGUCCUGAAGCUUCUAAAGAGCAGAUGUCCAUUAUAGAGAUGCCUCUUUCAGACCCUCCAAUAUGCUUCUCUUGUUGCCCUCUCAAGGGAGAUCUCCUCGUUGGGUGCAAGAAUAAGCUGGUCUUGUUCUGCUUGAAGCAACUGGUGGUGAGCCAGGACCUGACUGUAUUGGACUUUGAACGCUCCUUGAUUUUGCACGUACAGAACGUCACCCCUGCAGAAAUUGCCUUUUGUGCUGGGUACGUAGCCAUCACAGCAGAACUGGAAGUCCUAAUUCUCAAGCUGGAACCGAGUGAGAAAGCGGCGGACAGUAGUGGACCGCAUCGCCCUGAAUCCAUGGUAUCAGAAGAAGUUUGCAAUGAAAGUACGUUAGAAGAAGCAGAUUUUUCUCAACAGCCUGACUGCGAUGACUUUGUUAUCUGUCAGCAGCCCGUGGAGCUUCUUGGGGAAGAAAGUGAGUCAUGCGGAAUACCAGUUACUCUGGAGUCAACGGGUUUAGUCAGUGAGAAUCCGCACUUUCAAAUGCAGUACAUUCUAUACAGGCGGUUUGCUCCAGAUCUGUCUUCAUUUGUCUUCUCCUCUGAAGAAUCCAGACUGCAUUCUCUUCAGCUGCUACCCAUGUAUGAGAUGGGGAGUUCCAUGAAAGCUGAGGGAAGAGAGACAACCAAGCGAGAACUGCUGAGUCUUUUCUGUUUCUUCUCUCUGCCUCACGUUGGGUACCUCUAUGCAGUCGGCAACUUAGUGGAGCUGAUUUCUACGUACCAUUAUUCAGAGAAGUCCCAGCAGGCGGUUCUGACACCCCAGUUCCUACAUGUCAUCACAAGCAACAACCUGCAGUGCUUUACAGUAAGAUGCAGUGCGGUGGCAGCUCGUGAUGAAGAUCCAUACAUUGAUACAACCCUCAAGGCUUGUCCCCCAGCGCAAUUAGACGUUUGUACCUUGAGAAUGCAGCUCUUUAUAGGGCUGAAAGCUAUUUCUCAUUUCAAGAACCAUGUCGUUGUUCUGACAAAGGCAGACACUGAGGACUUUACCGAGAAGAAAAAGCCCUCAAGAAAAUUCCUCUCACGAAAGGCCAACAACCAGCCCAAGAUUCCGCCAGAAUCUGAACCAGGCUGGAAUCUAUACAUUGUGAAGACAGCUUCAACUCUUCAGCUGUAUAGAGAAAUGGUUGACUACAGCAAGAGCUAUGAAAAUGUGAGAACGGAAAGUUGCAUCCACCUUCUCAGCGAGGCUCACUUGUUAGUCAGGACGGCUUUGAUGGACCCUGAUUUGAAGGAAUCGGAAGAGAAGGAACACCUCCUCACAGCAUUUCGGGAAAGUUGUGCUCUCCUAGGAGAUUGUUAUAGCAGGUUCGAUACCAAAGAUUUCCACCUUGCGCUUCCUUACUACAAGAUGUCUGGUCUAUCCAUGACUGAAGUUUUGAAGAGGGUAGAUUUGAGCUGUGAUAUUGAAGCACACAAGUACGGAAAGGGGUUUAUAUUUUACUUGCAACAUGUCCUUUAUGAAGACACAAAUGAGGAGCUGAGUGAAGACGUGGCAGCAAAAGUACUCCAAAUAUUCUACCUUGCUGAGCCGAACCAGAUGCCCCACGUCGUCUGCAGUCCUUGCACCAAAAACAUAUGUCCUAAAAUGGCGAUGGAGUAUCUGGAGAAGGUGGAGAUGUUGGUGCCGUCAGUGGUGGUGACCCUCUGCAAAUCUUCUCUGGCUCUGAAGAUGGGAGAUCAAGACAGAUGCCAGAAGGAACUGGACAGCUAUGCAGAGAUGAUCCAGGUGUGUGGUUUUAUUGUGGAGCCAAGACUCCUGAGGCAGCAAAUUAAAGGGCAGAUCAGUCCAACCGAACUCGCUGUCCACCUGCGGGAGACGAGACCUGGAUUUCUCGUGGCUUCAGUAUUGGCUUUACACGAGAACAGUAAAAUGGAAUUGGAAGAAGCAGACUCUUACAUCAAGAUGCUGAGUGCCAAGGAUGGAGACGGUGUUCCCCAGCUCUUGGUGGACUUCUGGGAAGCUCUCCUUGUAGCUUGUUUCCAGGAAGAAGUUGUGCAGGAACUGCAGUUUAAACUUGCUUCACAGUAUAUUAGGAGGCUGGGCAGGAAGCAGCUUCCCAAUACUAAGCCGCUGAAAACCACAGAAGAUCUGAUAAAUUCCUGUAGUCAUUAUGGGCUUAUUUUUCCUUGGGUUACAUUCAUGAUGUCAUUAGCACCUCCUUCGGAGCAGAACUCUUCUGAGGACCUUUCAAAAUUACAGUCUCUCUUAUGCAGUCCACACAUCAAUAUAACUCCCGUUCUGUCAUUUCUGGAAACCCUUCCCGACGAGACCAUUUCCGGUCUAAGCAUCCACAUUCUUUGCAAUACUCGGUUAGGGCAGUACGAGACAGCGAUCAACAAGCUCUUGGAGAGGUGCCCUGAAGCGGUCAUCCCUUAUGCCCAGCAUGAGUUGAAAGAUGAGCAUCAGGCUCUCUGGUGGAAAAAACUCCUUCCUGAGCUCUGUAGAAGAACCAGACACGCUGGAGGCAACUAUCCUGUCCUCCUGUCUUCUCUGAAAGAAACAUUAUCAGUCCUUGCCGUGGAACUGGAACUGAGGGACUUCCUAAAUGUUCUGCCAGAAGAUGGCAAUGCAGCUUUUUUCCUGCCACACCUCCUUCAGUGCAGCAGGAGAAGACAGGUGACCUGAAGGCCACAAGAAGCUGUGUGGGACCUUCAAGGAACUU